AUGUGCAGAGAAAAAUAUCUCAUUGAUGCCCCUCCGGAGUUAAUUGCUGCACAAUCUGAAUUCUUUCUGCGUUGUGUGCAAGAUGGUGAACAACCUCAGCAAGUGGAGAGUAAAUUGGCACCAACGCAGGCCACCAGGCGGCAAUUGACUCCUGUUCAGCAGACACACAUCCUCUCAGAUAUCCAACAGCAUCAGCAUCGCUUCAAUUUGCAUCCAGGUCCUGGAGUUCCGGGAAAGGGCGUCUUUCUGCAGCAACCAUCCGUCUCAGUGGCCUUCCCGCCGCAGACGACCCUGGUGCAGAAUCGCCAGGUGAAUCCCUUCAUCAGUGGCCAGGGAAGCCAGUUCCUCCUGUCGCAGCAGCCAAGCCAGAAUAACUUCAAGACCAUCCUGCCACCUAGACUAGGCACCGGCGUUCAUCAGCAUCACACGCAGACGAACUUUGUACCCAACUUCCAGACGCAGACCUUGCGGCAAGUGCCUCCUGGCCAGUUUCAGCGCAGUGUUCAAACGCAAAUCCACCAAACUCCCCAGUUUAGCAAUGUGCGCUUCCCGCCGAAUCAGUAUCAGAUUCAAAUUUCACCCACAAUUGGCCAACAAUUACCCACUCUCACGUCAUUACAGACCCAAGGAGGAUUUCCUCCACAGCCUGUCCCGCAGAAUCAGUUCCUGUUGCAACCACAAUUUCCACCGCUCCCAGAGCAGCCUCAAUUCAUCGCGCCACAGCAGCAGACUUUCCAGUUUCCACCCGGCCAGCAGCCUCAACUUCCCCCAAUCUCAGGAAGCUUUCCACAACAAAUCCUGCAUCAACAAUUGCCUCUGCCGCAGCAGGAGCAAGUAUUCCGUGACCCACGUACUGAAGAGGAGCGCUUGCGUGAUUUGAAAGAGCGCGAGCGUCUCAUUCAGAAACAGGAGCAAUUUGUCCAGAAACACUACCAGAAGCAGCAAGCAAAAGCGCAGAAACUGCAUCAGGAAUUUCUCCUGAACCAGCAGCAAAUCAAACUUCAAUCUCAGUACAAGCCCAAUACUGGCCAAUUCAUCCCACGAUACUCUAACAGUCGGACUAUUGCUCCCCAUGAGCAUGACACCUUCCAGAGAGCUGUUAAGGAUUACCAUGAGUUGCAUCCCACCACUCCAACCACAGCCUCCUCUACAGAGUCUUCCACAGCUUUUCUCCCCACGACCACAAAGAGGAACAAGAGCAAGACGGAAAUUACAAUCUCAACUCCAGAACAGCUUGAACAACUUCUGCAAGGACAAAGGAUCUUCCCACAAUUGAAGGGUGCUCCGAAAGGCAAGUCCAAGACGAAGACAACCAAGGGAUUUGGUAGGGAAGAUCUCAUCAGGCAACUGAAGCUGGCCUUGGCGGAGCAGCCACAGGAUUUGCAAGGAAAGAAUUUCACAUCCAUGGAUCUGGUUUUACCGGAUGGGCAAAAAGUUCAAGUGAUCCGGACUACUGAUCCUAAUCUUAUCAAAAAUGCCACACCUCUUAGUGAAGAGUCACUUAUUAACCUCCAGACAGCACAACCUUCGGCAAAUGUAUACGAGGAACUGGCAAAGGGCGGUGUUUUGCCUGCCGGAGCAGAUUUCGAAGUAAUCAAGCAGAGCUCGGAUGGAAAAUUAGAGGAAGUUGGUCAAUUACCGCCCCAGAAAAAAGUCACAUUCGUCUAUUUGGAGGAACAACAAGAUGGCACGUACAAAGUGCAGGGAGUAAAGGGCAAUGGGGACAAAGUGCCACAUACAUCAGGCACGGAAGUGGAAAACAUCAUCCAGAGAAUAAAGAAGGGUGAGAUACAGUUGCCUCCACCGUCAAAUAGAGUUCAACACACCACAGUGAGGGAGGAUGUGCCCACAACUGAUCCGCCUAUUAGGAGUUCUUCCAUUCCUGCCACCGUGACGAUCUCCUCAACAUCUUCUGAUGAGAUCUUCGCCUCAUCGCCUAGAAUUACAUCCUCGAGGAGUCCCUAUGUCAGCUCUACAUCACCUUCGCCCUACUCAACAGUCGUAACGCCCAGAAGUGAGAAUAGCGUGUAUUACACGGGAUCCCCUAGUACUCGCGUUCACAGCACCACAGCCGCUCCGUACAGAUCCUCGACAUUCGCCCCAGAAGCCGCUCCGCUGGUAGAGACAACACUCCCAGUGUCCGAACAAACCUCCUCCACUGUCAACGUAGACACCGUCACUAAAACUGAAGACAUGGAAUUGGCACUUAUUCUCAAGAACAGCGGUCUUCACGCUAUGUCAAAGUAUCUAAAGCAGUCAGGACUCGACUCGAUCCUGAACGAAACUGGACCCUACACAAUCUUUGCACCCACGGACAAGGCGUUCAAGAACCUUCUGGUGCAACUCGGUGGACCCGAGAAAGCCGAAGAAAAGUUCCGCAACAAUCCUCGUCUUCUCAGUGGACUCCUCCUUCACCACGUAAUUCCGGGAUCAUUCGCAAUUGACACGCUUCAGGAUGAGAUGACUGGAGUGUCUCUGGCGGGAACACAACUCCGGGUGAAUCAGUACAAAUUGCACGACGCCGAAUGGAAUGAUGUGAAGGUAACGACGAUCAAUGGAGCCAUGGUGGUGCCAGACAAGCAGGACAUUAACAUUCCUCAGGGCGUCGCUCAAGGAUUAGAUAGAGUUAUGUUCCCGCUACCCGUCGGUGAUCUUCUUCAAACACUGCAAUCAGAUCGCGAGAGGAGAUUCACGACCUUCUUAAGAGCCGUCUUCGCAGCGGAUUUGUCUGAGCUCCUUCAAAUUAAAGGAUCCAAAACAUACACCGUUUUUGCCCCAACGGACGAUGCGUUCGCGAAGUUGACCACCGAAGAAGUAAACAGCAUGGUGACAGAUAGGGAAAAGGCGAGAACGCUUGUCACGAAUCACAUCUCCCCGGGUACACUCUAUUCGGCUGGGAUGAGGUUCUAUCAGAUCAGAGAAUCUAUGUCUACGGGAAAACCGAUCACACUGCAGAAGAACACAGGCAAGAUCAAGAUCAACGACGGUCACAUUGUCACAUCAAACAUUCCAGCCACGAAUGGCGUGAUUCACGCCGUUGACAUCCUGCUGUAG
Molecule: messenger RNA, 3054 nt
Organism: Phlebotomus argentipes
Lineage: Eukaryota; Metazoa; Arthropoda; Insecta; Diptera; Psychodidae
Exons: 5
Coding region: 1-3054 (1017 amino acids)
Biological process (GO): cell adhesion; extracellular matrix organization
Cellular component (GO): extracellular matrix
Molecular function (GO): cell adhesion molecule binding
Source: RefSeq, a predicted model, not a curated record